Messenger RNA from Biomphalaria glabrata, 2213 nucleotides. RefSeq names its product zinc finger protein 501-like. The coding region runs from base 260 to 1810 and encodes 516 amino acids. The transcript is spliced from 3 exons. The record is from RefSeq and is a predicted model, not a curated record. Lineage: Eukaryota; Metazoa; Mollusca; Gastropoda; Planorbidae.
CACUAUCCAGAGUCUAGAAGUGAUCAGUAAAUGCAAUACUAUCUUCUAGAUAAUUAAUUUAUAGAUCUAUAUAGAUUUAUUUCUGUCUGUCUCUACACAUAGAUUAUAUAGGAAAAGCUAUUGUUGUAUUUGCUUAACCACACAAUUAUAACAAAACUGGAUCAAUGAGCUGACAAAAGUCAUUCAAAAAUUGAAAAAUAGAAGUACCGAUAGGUACAAUAACAUCUUGCUUAUAUAGGUACUGAAAAGUGCUGCUUCAAUGGAUGUUUUGAAACAAGACCUUACUACUGAGCUAAAAAAUAUGAAAAUUGAGAAGAUAGAAUGGUCUUUACACUCAGAGAUGACAGAAAACAGUUACAUGUCUCAAACUUCUGAAUUAAUUUUAGAAGAACUUACACAGAAAAGAAAUGUAAAUGUAAAUCAAGAAAUGACUUUCAACCAAGAUAUUUUGGCUAGAAACACUCCUAACAAAGAUGUACAUACUGGAAACUUGCAAGCCGAACAACAAAAUAAAACUUGCCAGCUGGUUUGUGCAGAGAAGCAAUCUUCUUUAUCAAUCUCUAAACACUAUGAAACAAAAUAUAAGUGUGACUUGUGUCAAAAACAAAUAGCUAAUAAAUAUUAUUUGAAAACUCAUUUAGAACUUCAUUGUGGAAUAAAACUGAAAACAUUUAAGUGUGACUUAUGUCAAAAACAAAUGUCAAAUAAAUAUUAUUUAAAAGCUCAUCUGGCACUACAUUGUGGAAUAAAAUUAUUUAAAUGUCUAAUUUGCCAGAAAGAAUUCAGUUAUUCCCCAUCAUUAAAACAACAUGUGAAGAUUCAUUUUGGUAAAAAAACAUUUAAGUGUGAGAUUUGUCAAAAAAAAUUUAUUCACUUUGUUAGUUUAAAAAGGCAUGAGAUAAUUCAUUCUGGUAAAAAGCCAUUUAAAUGUCAAAUUUGUAAAAAAGAAUUCCAUUGGUCCAUAAGCUUAAAAAGCCAUGAAAGGAUUCAUUCUGGUAAAAAGCUAUUUAAGUGUCAAAUUUGCCAAAAACCAUUAAGCAAUUUUGCAUAUUUAAAAAAACAUGAGAUGAAUCAUUCUGAUAAAAAGCCAUUUCAAUGUCAAAUUUGUCAUAAAGCAUUUAAUGAUUACUCAUAUUUAAAAAGCCAUGAGAUGAUUCAUUCUGGUAAAAAGUCAUUUAAGUGUCAAAUUUGUCAAAAAGGAUUCACUCAUUUCUCAUAUUUAAAGAAACAUGAGAGGAAUCAUUCUGGUCAAAAGCCAUUUCAAUGUCAAAUUUGUCGAAGAGGAUUCACUGAUUCCUCAAUUUUAAAACGGCAUGAGAUAAUUCACUCUAGUGAAAAGCCAUUUAAAUGUCAAAUUUGUCCCAAAACAUUUGCUCGUUACUCAAGUUUAAAAAGGCAUGAGAUGAUUCAUUUAGGUAAAAAAUCAUAUAAAUGUCCAAUUUGUCAAAAAGGAUUCAAUGAUUCUUCAUAUUUAAAACGACAUGAGGUAAUUCACUCUGGUGAAAAGCCAUUUAAAUGUCAAAUUUGUCAAAAAAAAUUUGCUCUGCUCUCAAGUUUAAAAAGACAUGAGAUGAUUCAUUCUGGUAAAAAAUCAUUUGAAUGUAAAAUUUGUCAAAAAGGAUUCAUUUGUUCCUCAUAUUUAAAACAGCAUGAGAGUGUUCACUCAUGUAAGAAGCCAUUUCAAUGUCAAAUUUGUCAAAAAAAAUUUGCUCGACUCUCGUGCUUAAAAAAGCAUGAUACACUUCAUUCUGGUAAACAGCCAUUAAUUGUCAAAUUUACGAAAAAGAAUUCAUUAAUUCAUGUUAUUUAAAACAGCAUGAGAUAAUUCAUUCUGGUAAAAAGUAUGAGAGGAUUCCCUCAAUUAGAAAGCCAUUUAAAUGUCAAAUUUGUUUUGGAGAAUUUGCUUGGCUCACUCAGUUAAAUAGGCAUAAGAUGAAUUUUGGUAAAUUAAUUAUUUCAGCAUAGAAUGUGUUUAAAAUGAAUACAAAAGACCAUUGAAAUAUGUGAUAGGAAUUAUGCUGAUAUUUUGGUUCUAAAUGCUAUGUCUAUGUCUUUAUCUGCUAUAAAGAAUUAAUUUAAACUCUACCGUAAAAUUAACUCAGUACUUAACUAUAAAAUUAUAUGAAUUUUUUCUUUCUGGUCUGAAACCUUUCAAAUGUCAAAUUUUCAGAAAAGAUUUGUUAAAGUGUAAAUGUUGUGAGAUGAUUUAUUCU